Messenger RNA from Puntigrus tetrazona (Sumatra barb), 1040 nucleotides. Its product is annotated as fish-egg lectin-like. The coding region runs from base 140 to 907 and encodes 255 amino acids. The record is from RefSeq and is a predicted model, not a curated record. The transcript has 6 exons. Lineage: Eukaryota; Metazoa; Chordata; Actinopteri; Cypriniformes; Cyprinidae.
CAGGAAACAAAGUGCUCCUAUAAAAGCUAAUCAUGCAAUGGUAUCUCCAAACUUUGUGGCAGCAGCUGUUGUGUGAGCGAGCGCAGGAGAAUCGCAUUGAUUGCUGAAUCCACUGAGACAAGAGAAGGAACCAGAAACAAUGAAAGUCUGUCUGUGCAUCCUGCUAUUUACCCACCUGUUCUUUUAUACUAUAGCUUUAAAUUGUGAAGUGAUUCCUGGCACCCUGAAGCAGAUUGACGCUGGGCUAGGGGUAGUAGGUGGCGUGAACGAUGACAACGAGGUCUUCCUGUUCCUUGGGACCAGUUUUGAAAGGAUAAGAUCAUCCCUGAAGCACUUUACCGUCGGACCUUCUGGAGAACUAGGGGCUAAUUCAUCAAACAAUGUUUUCAAGUUUGCGGACGGAAGCUUCAAGCAGAUUCCAAACAUUCAACUCAAACAAGUAGAUGCCGGAGGUGACCAGAUCAUUGUAGGUGUUUCACCCGUAGAUGAUGUCUUCUGCUUAAAUAAGGAUGCUAACAACGUCAAGCUAUCCGGCGAUGCUCCUUGGGUCCAGCUUGCGGGAAAGCUGCAGUACUACAGCUGUGGCCCGUACAGCUGUUGGGGAGUGAACGCCGCAGGGAACAUCUUCAUCAGAAGAUCUGUCACUGGUGCUUCCUGCGGAGGGUCAGGUGCUUUUGAGGCCGUUGCUGGAGCUCUGUCCAUGGUCGAAGUAGCUAGCGAUGGAAACGUCUUUGGUGUAGACCCUCAGGGGAAUUUAUUGCAAAGAACUAGUGUCUCGGUUUCGAAUCCCUUUGGAUCAAGUUGGGUAUUUGUUACAGUCUGUCCCAAUGGCCACAAGCACGUGACUUACGAUCUGGGGAGGCUGUAUGUCAUCUGUAGCGACGGAUCCAUCAGGAGAUGCAUUUAAAUGUCCAACAAAAGAGCUCCAAUAUCAUUAUAAAUGAAAUCUCUUUCAUUUCUUUGCUUGCUGGACUAUUUUAUGAUUUAUGAUUUCACAUUAUUUUUGUCAGUAAAGUUCAAUAAAGUGCUCUGUCAACGUC